Messenger RNA from Closterium sp. Naga37s-1, 5295 nucleotides. The record is from the annotation of a GenBank genome assembly. Lineage: Eukaryota; Viridiplantae; Streptophyta; Zygnematophyceae; Desmidiales; Closteriaceae.
AUGGAGUCCGUUCCUCUGGAAACAGCUGGCAUAGUGGCUGGCGGCCCUCCGUCAGAUCCUAGCGGAAAGGCUGAAACAGUGGUUCCGCUUCUCCCGGUCAGCAGCGCUCCGAGUAACACUGCGGAUCCGAGCACUCCGACGUCUGCCGUCGUUACAAUGGCGACUUCCGAAGCCCCGCCAGUGUAUAACACUCUCAAUGAACCCGUUAUUGUCACCUUGAAACGAGACGUGUGGCGUGUGGUUCACAAUCUCCGGAACGUGGUGUUGCCGAUCGGACGAGGCGAAGGGGCCCACAGCUCCAUCCUGAGCCAGCAGCAGGCGGGGAAAGGGGUCAAAGCAGCCGGGCCGCUUCCUGCCCAUCCUCAUGCGGCUCAAGCUUCCCAUUCUCAAGCUUCCCAUUCUCAAGCUUCCCAUUCUCAAGCUUCCCAUUCUCAAGCUUCCCAUUCUCAAGCUUCCCAUUCUCAAGCUUCCCAUUCUCAAGCUUCCCAUUCUCAAGCUUCCCCUUCUCAAGCUUCCCAUUCUCAAGCUUCCCAUUCUCAAGCUUCCCAUUCUCAAGCUUCCCAUUCUCAAGCUUCCCAUUCUCAAGCUUCCCCUUCUCAAGCUUCCCAUUCUCAAGCUUCCCAUUCUCAAGCUUCCCAUUCUCAAGCUUCCCCUUCUCAAGCUUCCCAUUCUCAAGCUUCCCCUUCUCAAGCUUCCCAUUCUCAAGUUUCCCCUUCUCAAGCUUCCCAUUCUCAAGCUUCCCCUUCUCAAGCUUCCCCUUCCCAAGCUUCCCAUUCUCAAGCUUCCCCUUCUCAAGCUUCCCAUUCUCAAGCUUCCCAUUCUCAAGCUUCCCAUUCUCAAGCUUCCCCUUCUCAAGCUUCCCAUUCUCAAGCUUCCCCUUCUCAAGCUUCCCAUUCUCAAGCUUCCCCUUCUCAAGCUUCCCAUUCUCAAGCUUCCCCUUCUCAAGCUUCCCCUUCUCAAGCUUCCCAUUCUCAAGCUUCCCCUCCUCAAGCUUCCCCUUCUCAAGCUUCCCCUUCUCAAGCUUCCCAUUCUCAAGCUUCCCAUUCUCAAGCUUCCCCUUCUCAAGCUUCCCCUUCUCAAGCUUCCCAUUCUCAAGCUUCCCCUUCUCAAGCUUCUCCUUCUCAAGCUUCCCCUUCUCAAGCUUCCCAUUCUCAAGCUUCCCAUUCUCAAGCUUCCCCUUCUCAAGCUUCCCCUUCUCAAGCUUCCCAUUCUCAAGCUUCCCCUUCUCAAGCUUCCCCUUCUCAAGCUUCCCCUUCUCAAGCUUCCCCUUCUCAAGCUUCCCCUUCUCAAGCUUCCCCUUCUCAAGCUUCCCAUUCUCAAGCUUCCCAUUCUCAAGCUUCCCCUUCUCAAGCUUCCCCUUCUCAAGCUUCCCAUUCUCAAGCUUCCCCUUCUCAAGCUUCCCCUUCUCAAGCUUCCCCUUCUCAAGCUUCCCCUUCUCAAGCUUCCCCUUCUCAAGCUUCCCCUUCUCAAGCUUCCCCUUCUCAAGCUUCCCCUUCUCAAGCUUCCCCUUCUCAAGCUUCCCCUUCUCAAGCUUCCCCUUCUCAAGCUUCCCCUUCUCAAGCUUCCCCUUCUCAAGCUUCCCCUUCUCAAGCUUCCCCUUCUCAAGCUUCCCCUUCUCAAGCUUCCCCUUCUCAAGCUUCCCCUUCUCAAGCUUCCCCUUCUCAAGCUUCCCCUUCUCAAGCUUCCCCUUCUCAAGCUUCCCCUUCUCAAGCUUCCCCUUCUCAAGCUUCCCCUUCUCAAGCUUCCCCUUCUCAAGCUUCCCCUUCUCAAGCUUCCCCUUCUCAAGCUUCCCCUUCUCAAGCUUCCCCUUCUCAAGCUUCCCCUUCUCAAGCUUCCCCUUCUCAAGCUUCCCAUUCUCAAGCUUCCCCUUCUCAAGCUUCCCAUUCUCAAGCUUCCCCUUCUCAAGCUUCCCCUUCUCAAGCUUCCCCUUCUCAAGCUUCCCAUUCUCAAGCUUCCCAUUCUCAAGCUUCCCCUUCUCAAGCUUCCCCUUCUCAAGCUUCCCAUUCUCAAGCUUCCCCUUCUCAAGCUUCCCCUUCUCAAGCUUCCCCUUCUCAAGCUUCCCCUUCUCAAGCUUCCCAUUCUCAAGCUUCCCCUUCUCAAGCUUCCCCUUCUCAAGCUUCCCAUUCUCAAGCUUCCCCUUCUCAAGCUUCCCCUUCUCAAGCUUCCCCUUCUCAAGCUUCCCCUUCUCAAGCUUCCCCUUCUCAAGCUUCCCCUUCUCAAGCUUCCCCUUCUCAAGCUUCCCCUUCUCAAGCUUCCCCUUCUCAAGCUUCCCCUUCUCAAGCUUCCCCUUCUCAAGCUUCCCCUUCUCAAGCUUCCCAUUCUCAAGCUUCCCCUUCUCAAGCUUCCCCUUCUCAAGCUUCCCCUUCUCAAGCUUCCCCUUCUCAAGCUUCCCCUUCUCAAGCUUCCCCUUCUCAAGCUUCCCCUUCUCAAGCUUCCCCUUCUCAAGCUUCCCCUUCUCAAGCUUCCCCUUCUCAAGCUUCCCCUUCUCAAGCUUCCCCUUCUCAAGCUUCCCCUUCUCAAGCUUCCCCUUCCCUUCUCAAGCUUCCCCUUCUCAAGCUUCCCCUUCUCAAGCUUCCCCUUCUCAAGCUUCCCCUUCUCAAGCUUCCCCUUCUCAAGCUUCCCCUUCUCAAGCUUCCCCUUCUCAAGCUUCCCUUCUCAAGCUUCCCCUUCUCAAGCUUCCCUUCUCAAGCUUCCCAUUCUCAAGCUUCCCAUUCUCAAGCUUCCCCUUCUCAAGCUUCCCCUUCUCAAGCUUCCCCUUCUCAAGCUUCCCAUUCUCAAGCUUCCCCUUCUCAAGCUUCCCCUUCUCAAGCUUCCCAUUCUCAAGCUUCCCCUUCUCAAGCUUCCCCUUCUCAAGCUUCCCCUUCUCAAGCUUCCCCUUCUCAAGCUUCCCCUUCUCAAGCUUCCCCUUCUCAAGCUUCCCCUUCUCAAGCUUCCCCUUCUCAAGCUUCCCCUUCUCAAGCUUCCCCUUCUCAAGCUUCCCCUUCUCAAGCUUCCCCUUCUCAAGCUUCCCCUUCUCAAGCUUCCCCUUCUCAAGCUUCCCCUUCUCAAGCUUCCCCUUCUCAAGCUUCCCCUUCUCAAGCUUCCCCUUCUCAAGCUUCCCCUUCUCAAGCUUCCCCUUCUCAAGCUUCCCUUCUCAAGCUUCCCCUUCUCAAGCUUCCCCUUCUCAAGCUUCCCCUUCUCAAGCUUCCCCUUCUCAAGCUUCCCCUUCUCAAGCUUCCCCUUCUCAAGCUUCCCCUUCUCAAGCUUCCCCUUCUCAAGCUUCCCCUUCUCAAGCUUCCCCUUCUCAAGCUUCCCCUUCUCAAGCUUCCCCUUCUCAAGCUUCCCCUUCUCAAGCUUCCCCUUCUCAAGCUUCCCCUUCUCAAGCUUCCCCUUCUCAAGCUUCCCCUUCUCAAGCUUCCCCUUCUCAAGCUUCCCCUUCUCAAGCUUCCCCUUCUCAAGCUUCCCCUUCUCAAGCUUCCCCUUCUCAAGCUUCCCCUUCUCAAGCUUCCCCUUCUCAAGCUUCCCCUUCUCAAGCUUCCCCUUCUCAAGCUUCCCCUUCUCAAGCUUCCCCUUCUCAAGCUUCCCCUUCUCAAGCUUCCCCUUCUCAAGCUUCCCCUUCUCAAGCUUCCCCUCUUCCCCUUCUCAAGCUUCCCCUUCUCAAGCUUCCCCUUCUCAAGCUUCCCCUUCUCAAGCUUCCCCUUCUCAAGCUUCCCCUUCUCAAGCUUCCCCUUCUCAAGCUUCCCCUUCUCAAGCUUCCCCUUCUCAAGCUUCCCCUUCUCAAGCUUCCCCUUCUCAAGCUUCCCCUUCUCAAGCUUCCCCUUCUCAAGCUUCCCUUCUCAAGCUUCCCCUUCUCAAGCUUCCCCUUCUCAAGCUUCCCCUUCUCAAGCUUCCCCUUCUCAAGCUUCCCCUUCUCAAGCUUCUCCCCUUCUCAAGCUUCCCCUUCUCAAGCUUCCCCUUCUCAAGCUUCCCCUUCUCAAGCUUCCCCUUCUCAAGCUUCCCCUUCUCAAGCUGCCCCUUCUCAAGCUGCCCCCUUCUCAAGGCUGCCCUUCCCCUUCUCAAGCUUCCCCUUCUCAAGCUGCCCCUUCUCAAGCUGCCCCUUCUCAAGCUGCCCCUUCUCAAGCUUCCCCUUCUCAAGCUUCCCCUUCUCAAGCUUCCCCUUCUCAAGCUUCCCCUUCUCAAGCUUCCCCUUCUCAAGCUUCCCCUUCUCAAGCUUCCCCUUCUCAAGCUUCCCCUUCUCAAGCUUCCCCUUCUCAAGCUUCCCCUUCUCAAGCUUCCCCUUCUCAAGCUUCCCCUUCUCACGCUUCCCCUUCUCAAGCUUCCCCUUCUCAAGCUGCCCCUUCUCAAGCUUCCCCUUCUCAAGCUGCCCCUUCUCAAGCUGCCCCUUCUCAAGCUUCCCCUUCUCAAGCUGCCCCUUCUCAAGCUUCCCCUUCUCAAGCUGCCCCUUCUCAAGCUUCCUCUUCUCAAGCUGCCCCUUCUCAAGCUGCUCCUUACCCCCCGGCUGGCAUUCGAGCUCUUCCCUCGAGCCCAGAGUCUGUGCAUGUAUCGGGGUUUCCUAAAGCGAGGGCAGUGGCAGGGCUGGGCGGCAUGGAAGGACCAACGGUUGUGGCGGGAGCACGACGGCCGACGGUGAGAAUGAGGGUCCAGGCGAUUGACGCUUGUGGGGCUGAGGAAGAGCUACGAGGAGGAAGAGGGACAAGGGUGGGAGGAUCAGAAGGGGUGGAGCAACAGCGGCUGGAGAGGAUGGAGGAGGAGGGAGAAGAGGUGGAGGAGGAGGAGGAGGGACCAACGCUGGUGCUUCAUCACAUUCCCAAAGACUUGACUGGUGUGGCGCGUGUUCGUGAGGGUGGUACAGGACAGGCAGGAGAAGGAGAGACAGGUGGUGCGGGAGCUGAAGCACCUGAGGCAAGCGAAGAGGAGGCGGCAGCAGCAGGCAUGGCAGGGCAGGAAGGCGGGAAACCCAAGGCAGAGGCGGAGGAGAAGCGUGUAGUGGAUGGGCGGGGUGAGAGGACAUCCGAGGAGGAGCAGCUGUUGGUGGAGAAAGAGGUGCACGAGGAGGGGGUGCGGGUUGCAAGUGAGAUGAAAAAGCUUGAGAAAUUUAUUGGUCGGACGAUCCAAAGCCCUGCAUCUCCCAGGCUGGAAGCAGAGCUACUGUGUGAUCUUGUGGGGGUGACCCCCCCUCCUCCGCUAUCCCCUCAGCCGCAGCUGCCCAGGCAGGCACGUGCGUCGAGGAAGCAGGCUGCGGAGGGGCAGCUGUGGGAAGUGCGCCGUGCGAGCCAGCUGUUGGAAGCAACCAAGGAGGAGCUUGGUGUUGCCUGA